CAUUGUCUCGCUGUGAUCAAAUGUUUUCCGUGGGGUCUGUUACUGGAGCCUCGUCUCUCGCUGCUAGAGAUGCAGGCGCCAAUUUAUACAAAAUCAUUGACCACUCGUUCGAAAGUUUCAGCGAGAAAGUGCAACCCGCUGUCUGUCCAUUGUUUAGCUAGUUAUCACUCUCGUCAUAACUCGUUGAAACUAGCCAGAUGUCUGAUAAUCAACGUGAACCACUUGACUCUGCUGGCAGCAGUGACUCUGGCAUGGACUCGCCAGGUAACACAGCCGAAGCGUCUACAUUGACCGACCCUUCAUCACCAGAGAUGGAAGAGACAUUCUCGGCACCACCACGAACCAAUACAAACGCUUCUUCUAUUGUCGACAAAGCUCGGGCCAAGCAAUAUAUUCUGUCAUUCGACGGUGGAGGCAUACGUGGAUAUUCGAGUCUUCUGAUUGUCAGGUCCUUGAUGGAUCACAUUGCAAGGAUCGAGCAAGAGCCACCUGUGGCGCCAUCGAGCUUUACACCUAAGCACCCAAUUCGUCGCGAACAACCCAAUAAACAAGAAAGGGAGCGAGAAGAGUUGGGUGUCAGUCCGUUCGGGAAAUGGCGUGAAACGUGGCAGAGUACAAGCGAACUAAGGAGGAGUAAGAACGAAAUAAACAAGCGUGCGCUUAGAGGAGAACAGAUGCAAAAUGGCAAUGGUGGGGACCUUGGACACUCUCUUUCGGCGGAUGCCAGGAGUCGCGCGACCCGAGACAAGUAUCUUCCAUGCCACUAUUUUGAUUACAUUGGUGGCACAAGCACAGGCGGGCUCAUCAGUAUUAUGCUGAGUCGACUUCGCAUGAGUGUCGACGAGGCUAUUGAAGAAUAUGAACAUCUUGCGGGAUUUAUUUUUGGGCAUCCACGCAUCUUCUCGAUACGUGGACCCAUACCGUUCCCGCGCGACAAGUACAGCUCUAAACGGGUGGUCGAUGUCGUCCAGCAGGUCGUAUUGAGCCGCUUGUGUGGCAAGGACCCGUCGAUGGGCCAGGAUCUCUUCGCUUCACACGAACGCAUGUGCAAGACUAUUGUCGUCUCCUAUAUGAGUCGAAGAGUGGAGAACGAAGGGGUCUUUGUCAACGAACCUCCAUAUCUGUUCAGAAGUUAUGAUCAUCACCCUAACGUACCUAGAGUAGACGGAGGAACUCGGAAUCCCCUUGAACGGAACCCUGGAUACGCCCAUCGCAUCCCUAUUUGGCAAGUUGCGCGGGCAACAUCGGCAGCACCAACAUAUUUCAAUCCCAUCACCAUCGACGACCAUAAAUUUCUCGAUGGCGGCUUUGGGACAAAUAACCCUGCCGAAGACAUAUAUCGCGAGGUAUGCCAAAUGAACGGAAACGACAAAGGCUCUGUCGGUAUUCUAGUAAGCAUCGGUACCGGUCAGUCUAAAGUGUCACGCUUUGCCAAAGGAUCGUGGGGCAAGUACUUCGCCAUUCUCAAAGCUGCGAAACAGAUCGCCGUGAAUGCGGAAGAUGUGCACGAUAGGAUGGACGACAAUCUCAAUCCAUCCCCAGGCAGUAGCGGCCCGCGAAGAUAUUAUCGCUUCAACGUCCCUUAUUCUCGGUGCAAGCCAGCCCCGGCAGAAGGCUUGGAAUCCAGUGAGGAAAGCAAGAUGAAGCCACUGGGGGAAAUGGCUCUAGAUGAAUGGAAGGCCGAAUCGAAGGUAUUAAAGCGCAGCUGCAAUACCACUCUUCGGGACAUCAAGGCAGCAACAGAAGCAUACCUAUCAGGUGAAAAGGCCCAAGCGGAAUUGGAAAGUGUUGCUAAAAGACUUGUCAUGACGAGGAGAGAGCGCUGCAAGAUGGAUGACUGGGAGCUUGUAAGUACAGGCACUCAGUAUCGUUGUGUAUAUACGCAGUGUCAUAGCUUGAAAAGUCAGAAGAUGAGAGCGAAAGAGAGUAGUCUGAGGAGUCACUUGAAACAUGCUCAUGGCCUCGGGGUGGAGGACACAGAGCAAUAUGUUGCGCUUGGCCGAUGUCCUUCUUGAUUAGCAAGUUGUAUUUUUGAUGUAUGAGAUUGCUUUAGGGAGCUGUACGCUGGCGAGCGAAUGUUUAGCAAAAUUCGAAAUGUGUAUUCUAAAGCGAAGCUCCGCACAAGAAACAAGGGGAUGACAAUUUCGAGACCGUCUUGGUAAUGCAUUUUAGGAGUACGUUAUCGCUUAUUCUGAUGUUUUAUAAAACUCC
Messenger RNA from Hyaloscypha bicolor E, 2211 nucleotides. RefSeq names its product FabD/lysophospholipase-like protein. The record is from RefSeq and is a predicted model, not a curated record. Bases 198 to 2015 code for a protein of 605 amino acids. Gene Ontology annotation, biological process: arachidonate metabolic process. The transcript is spliced from 4 exons. Lineage: Eukaryota; Fungi; Ascomycota; Leotiomycetes; Helotiales; Hyaloscyphaceae. Gene Ontology annotation, cellular component: membrane.